AUUACGUUUAGUUUGCUAUAAUUAUACGUUUAUUUCUUAUUUAAAAUCUUGAAGUGUACAGGUACGAGGAAUACAGUACUUGACAUUAGUUAUGAAAUCAAAGUUAGAAAAAUACUGCAAAAAAAAUCUUUAUUAAUGAUUAGUUUGCAUUAUAAAUUAAUACAUAUAACUAUUUGCUAAAAGAUUGCAUCAAUACUCGUAAGAAUGAUAUAACACAGGAAUCGGAAACAGAGACUUGUAUUGUGUCAUUUGGAUUUCUUUGUUUCAUUUGCAGUUGGAUUUCAGUUUGUUUUUCAGACAGCUGCCUUACCUCAAAUACGAAAUCUUUACAAAGGAAAACAUGUGCGAAGGACUCAACAGGGUGGUCGUUUUCUUGAUUUUGAACAUUUUUACCAAUGUUUUGGUAUUAGCGACCGGGAAUCAAGUGAAAGGAAGCGCAAGUCAGUCGUCACAAUACCGUACAUGCUCAGCAAAAAAAGCCUUCGACGGUGAAAUAAUCUUCCAUGAAUCUGAAUCUCGUUGCACAUGCAGUGCUACAGCUUCUCAUCAAAUACCUCGGUGGUGGGAAAUGAAUUUUGGAUCCAAGCAUUUGAUUGGUUCUAUUAAAGUCAUCGGCCGUGAUGGGCGUCAUCCUAAGCCACGCAGUACCCUCUGGAAAGAUGGUGACAGCCAUCUACUGUUCAAAGGUCCAGCAAGAGAGCAAAGUCAAAGCCUUGCUGUUUAUAUAAGUAACGAUACGAUGGGAACAAACAGUGGUACAGUCGUUCACAUGCCUGAUUCGAAUACUAUUGGGUUAAUCGUGCAGUUUAAUCACGCUCCUCGGGUUGCCCAGUAUAUCAACAUCAAAAAAGAUGUUGCAAAGGACGUGAUGACUAUAUGUGAAGUAGAAGUAUUCGGAGCAAACUGUCCGUCAGGAUAUUUUGGUGACAUGUGUUUGCGAAGAUGUCAUUGUAGGAACCAAUGUGAAGUUAUUUCUGGUCACUGCACCGAAUGUGAGCCGGGUUGGGAGACACCUACAUGUGAAACUGCAUGCCACUCUGGGUUCUACGAUGACUGCAAACAAGUGUGUGGGAAAUGUAAGCAGCCGCCUUGUAACAAAACUGAUGGCUAUUGCACUGGUGGCUGUGCAGAAGGAUUUGCUGGAGAUAAAUGUGAUGAAGAUUAUAAGGAGGAGCGAUUGUUUACCGCCUCCGAGGUUGCCGGGGUGGCUGGAGGGUCGGUAGGAGGAUGUCUUCUCCUUCUCGGACUGGUAUUUGCUAGUCUUCUUGUAUAUAGAAGAUACAAGUCGGCAUCAAAGGAAAGAGACACAACUAACGUUAUUCCAGACAUCGAAUACGUUAAUACUAGGAGAGCGUACGGAGGCCCCUACGAACUACAGCUUCAAAAUAGAGAUGAACAUAUAUAUCAGACUAUCAAGUACUGACACUUGUCGAGAACUGUUCUCUGUUUUAUAAUGCGAUAAAAGUGUUACUUUAUUUCAAUGUAGCUACGCAUUUUGUGCGUUCUUUUAUGACACGUAUACUGUUAUAUAAACUA
Messenger RNA from Mya arenaria, 1536 nucleotides. RefSeq lists its product as uncharacterized. The record is from RefSeq and is a predicted model, not a curated record. NCBI's taxonomy places the organism in Eukaryota, Metazoa, Mollusca, Bivalvia, Myida, Myidae. Gene Ontology annotation, molecular function: scavenger receptor activity. The transcript has 9 exons. The coding region runs from base 341 to 1423 and encodes 360 amino acids.